Passer montanus (Eurasian tree sparrow) is the source of this 1166-nucleotide messenger RNA. RefSeq names its product deoxythymidylate kinase (gene DTYMK). Lineage: Eukaryota; Metazoa; Chordata; Aves; Passeriformes; Passeridae. Gene Ontology annotation, biological process: dUDP biosynthetic process; dTTP biosynthetic process; dTDP biosynthetic process. The coding region runs from base 51 to 830 and encodes 259 amino acids. The transcript has 6 exons. Gene Ontology annotation, molecular function: ATP binding; dTMP kinase activity. Gene Ontology annotation, cellular component: cytosol; mitochondrion; cytoplasm. The record is from RefSeq and is a predicted model, not a curated record.
CGCGCGGCGAUUGGCGGGCGCGGCGGAAGGGGCGGGGCGUGCCGGCGGCCAUGGCGGCGCGGCGUGGCGCGCUGAUCGCGCUGGAGGGCGUGGAUCGCGCCGGCAAGAGCACGCAGGGCCGGCGGCUCGUGGAGGCCCUCCGGGAGGCCGGGCACCGCGCCGACCUCCUCCGCUUCCCCGACAGGACGACAGAGAUCGGGCAGCUGAUCAGCUCCUACCUGGGCAGGGAGAAGAACCUGGAGGACCACACCAUCCACCUGCUCUUCUCUGCCAACCGCUGGGAGCACGUCCCCAUGAUGAAGGAGAAGCUGCAGCAGGGGAUCACGGUGGUGCUUGACAGAUAUGCCUUCUCUGGAGUGGCCUUCACGAGUGCCAAAGGGAACUUUGGCCUGGACUGGUGCAAACAGCCUGAUGUUGGCCUCCCAAAGCCAGACCUGAUCCUGUUCCUCCAGUUAAACCCAGAAGCAGCAGCAGAACGAGGCAACUUUGGGCAGGAACGUUAUGAGACCAGCUCCUUCCAAGAGAAAGUUCUUCAGUCCUUCUAUUGCCUCAUGGAGGACAAGUCCCUAAACUGGAAGUCUCUGUUUUCUGUCCUGUGUUUUUGUUGUCUUGGAAACAGACAGUGGAUGCUUCAAAGAGCAUUGAAGACUUGCACAGAGAAAUCAAGGCCAUUGCAAAGGAAACUAUGCUGGAGGUUCAGAAUAAACCUUUGGGAGAACUCUGGAAAUGAGACUUCAUACAGGUCAAAAAGAAUAAGGUCAAAAUGCAAAGGUCACUUCUUGGAUCUUCUGCCCUUGGAUGACUGUGACAUGGCAGCAGCUACAGCUUAGAUCCUGUGUGUUCUUUUGGGUCCAACAUGCUGCUGAUGUCCUUAUCAUUACCUGCUCCUCCCUUCCAGCCUGCACAGUCCCUUCUGCAUUUUUUAAAUGAGUAUGCCAUGAGUGUGUAUCAAAUUCCUCAUCAAACCUCCCUCUCCCAAGCUCCUGUUCAGCUCCAGUCCUGGAGUGCAGAUGUGGGUGUGGAGCCCAGGGCCAUCCCUGGACACAGACUGUUCCCAUUUUUAGGGAAUUGCCACGUUUCUGAUCAUUCAUCCUCUCUAGAAAAUGCAUCCCCCCAUGCUCAAACCAGUUUAUAGAGGAUUUGCUAAUAAAUUACUCUUUUAAGCA